AUGCUCUCCCUUGUCCUGUCCGCAGAACUCAACGGCGUCACCGGCCUCCGUCCCCAGGACACCGAGGAAGACCCCUACUACUACACUUUCAAGGUACAAUGCACGUCCUGCCGUGAAACCCACCCCAACUGGGUCAGCUUCACCCGCUUCGAACAGCACGAAAUCCCCGGCAGCCGAGGCGAGGCCAACUUUGUCUGGAAAUGCAAGCUGUGCCAGAAAACUCACUCUGCUUCCAUCAUUGCCGGACCUCAUGUCUAUGAGGCGGAUGAGAAGCGUAAGGGCAAGAAGGUGAUUGAGAUUGAUUGCAGAGGAUUGGAGUUUACGGAGUUCAAGGCUGAUGGUGAAUGGGAGGCCAAGGGAACUGAAUCCUCGUCGGCUUUUACCGGCAUUGAGCUGGCCGAUGGGGAGUGGUAUGACUACGAUGAGAAGGCUGGUGACGAGGUUUCCAUUAAGGAGCUCAAGUGGGACCUUAGCAGGGCAUGAGGUAGGACCAUGGGAUCUUUGUAUUAUCUUCUAAGGGUGGAUGUAGUCUUUUAGCUCGCGUUAUUGAUGAGGCCUGUUUCUUUUAUGAUCUCUGAUGUUAGUAGGGAAUGGCUGCAAUAAGUGCGCCGAUAGAGUAGUUCGGAUAGCACAGAGAUUUGUGCAUCGGCAAGAAAAGUAUCAGCCGCAAAAGAG
Molecule: messenger RNA, 675 nt
Organism: Aspergillus ibericus CBS 121593
Lineage: Eukaryota; Fungi; Ascomycota; Eurotiomycetes; Eurotiales; Aspergillaceae
Product: CXXC motif containing zinc binding protein
Exons: 5
Coding region: 1-483 (160 amino acids)
Molecular function (GO): zinc ion binding
Source: RefSeq, a predicted model, not a curated record